AGCACCUCUUGUUUGAAGCCUGACUGCCCACCAGAAAGGACUGUGCUUUGAGUGAGUUAAACUUCUUCUGCUGAAGAGAGAUUUGAAGGCUGGGAGACUCAGCUUCCAUCAUGUGGAACGCUUCUGACGUCAACUUCUCCUGCUACCAUGAGUCUGUGCUGGGCUAUCGUUACGUGGCAGUUAGCUGGGGAAUUGUGGUGGCUGUGACGGGCACCAUGGGCAACGUGCUCACCCUGCUGGCCUUGGCCAUCCAGCCCAAGCUCCGUACCCGCUUCAACCUGCUCAUCGCCAACCUCACAGUGGCUGAUCUGCUCUAUUGCACCCUUCUCCAGCCCUUCUCAGUGGACACCUACCUCAACCUGCACUGGCGCACUGGUGCCACCUUCUGCCGCAUCUUUGGGUUCCUCCUUUUUGCAUUCAACUCUGUCUCCAUCCUCACCCUCUGCCUCAUCGCCCUGGGACGCUAUCUCCUCAUUGCCCACCCUAAGCUCUUUCCCCAAGUUUUCAGUGCCAAGGGCAUAGUGCUGGCAUUGGCGAGCACCUGGGUGGUGGCUGUGGCCAGCUUCGCUCCCCUCUGGCCAAUCUAUAUCUUGGUGCCCGUAGUCUGCACCUGCAGCUUUGAUCGCAUCCGAGGCCAGCCCUACACCACCGUCCUCCUGGGCAUCUAUUUUGUGGUUGGGCUCAGCAGUGUCGGCAUCUUCUAUUGCCUCAUCCACCGGCAGGUGAAGCGAGCAGCACAAGCACUGGAUCAGUACAAGCUGCGCCAGGCAAGCACCCGCUCCAGCCAUGUGGCUGGGGCACAGGAGGCCGCUCCUGGUUGCUUCCAGGAGCUGGACAGUGGGCUGGCAUCAGGAGGGCCUAGCGAGGGGAUUUCAUCUGAGCCAGUCAGUGCUGCCACCACCCAGACCCUGGAAGGAGACUCAUCAGAAGUCAGGGACCAGAACAACAGUAAGGCAGCUAAGCAGAUGGCAGAGAAAAACCCUCCAGGAGUGGCUGCCAAGGCCAGGAUGACUAAAGGAGCCCAGAGAGCUCAGGACUCUCCAUCAGAGUUUGGGAAGGUGACCCGGAUGUGUUUUGCUGUGUUCCUCUGCUUCACCCUGAGCUACAUCCCUUUCUUGCUACUCAACAUCCUGGAUGCCAAGGUCCAGGCUCCCCGAGUUCUCCACAUGCUGGCUGCCAACCUCACCUGGCUUAAUGGCUGCAUCAACCCUGUGCUGUACGCAGCCAUGAACCGCCAGUUCCGCCAAGCCUAUGGCUCCCUCCUGAAACGAGGGCCCCGGAGUUUCCGUAGGUUCCAUUAAAACUGUGUCCCCAGUCACCAGAAUCUGGGAUUGUCUCUUCCAGAACUAAGGUGGCCAGCUGUUAUAGAAAUAGGUGAAAGUGAGACCUGUGGGAAUUUUCAUGGACAACCACCCCCCAAACUCCCCAAACCCAGCCUCUCCAACCUUCACUCAACAUUUCAGCCCUAGGCUGCUCAAGAUGUAUUAUUAAUUAUUAAUAAAUGAAUUCUAUCCUCUUCA
Molecule: messenger RNA, 1520 nt
Organism: Capra hircus (goat)
Lineage: Eukaryota; Metazoa; Chordata; Mammalia; Artiodactyla; Bovidae
Gene: GPR84
Product: G protein-coupled receptor 84
Exons: 2
Coding region: 111-1301 (396 amino acids)
Biological process (GO): neuropeptide signaling pathway
Cellular component (GO): membrane
Molecular function (GO): urotensin II receptor activity
Source: RefSeq, a predicted model, not a curated record